Messenger RNA from Schistocerca piceifrons (Central American locust), 1499 nucleotides. RefSeq names its product ice-structuring glycoprotein-like. Gene Ontology annotation, biological process: positive regulation of transcription by RNA polymerase II. Gene Ontology annotation, molecular function: transcription coactivator activity. The record is from RefSeq and is a predicted model, not a curated record. Bases 138 to 1322 code for a protein of 394 amino acids. Gene Ontology annotation, cellular component: RNA polymerase II transcription regulator complex. NCBI's taxonomy places the organism in Eukaryota, Metazoa, Arthropoda, Insecta, Orthoptera, Acrididae. The transcript has 10 exons.
CGUCGCCGGGGCGACAAAGAGAAAGAGAAAGGAAGGGGCGGAGUAUAAAAGGACCCACCGCGAGCCGCUCAGCUACAUCAGUCCCCGCAGGGCAGCAGUGAUCCGUACGCCAACCACCCAGCCAGCAACCACCAACCAUGAAGGCCGCUCUCGUGAUCCUUUUCGCCGUCGCUGCGUGCGCCCAGGCUGUUGAGAACAAGGAGGCGACGGCAGAAAAGAAGCAAGAGAAGAGGGGACUGCUUGGUCUGGGAUACGGUGGCUACGCAGCUGCUCCGGCCUACGCAUACGGCGCUCACUCGAUUGGCUACGCCGCCCCUGCCGUCAGCUACGCCGCCCCCUCAGUGAGCUACGCCGCCCCCUCCGUCAGCUACGCCGCCCCCGCCGUCAGCUACGCAGCCGCAGCACCUGCCUACACCGCCUACACGGCCGCCGCCCCCGCAGUUAGCUAUGCCGCACCCGCAGUCAGCUACGCCGCCCCCGCCGUCUCCUACGCGGCCCCCGCCAUCGCAAGAGUAGCCGCCGCUCCCGCUGUGUCUUACGCGGCUGCCCCUGCUGUGUCUUACCAUGCUGCUGCCCCCGCCAUCUCUUAUGCAGCACCUUCCUACUCCUAUGCUAGGUACGCUGCCCCCUCUCUCUCCUACGCAGCUCCCGCCAUCUCCAAGUACGUAGCGGUCUUGCCACUAAUAACACCAAGCAUCUUUUCUACAUCUUCAAUGUUUAGUGGGGGCGUGAGUGAGGCGGCUGGCUCACCAUUCCGGUGGAACCAGUCGCUGCGGCCGCCAGCGUCCGGUAUAAAAGGACCCAGCUCGGCUCCAGACGGCACCACUAGCUUUCAGCUGCAGAUACAGUCGCCGCAGUCCCACAACCACCAACCACCAAACACCAUGAAGGCCACUCUGGUUCUGCUGUUCGUCGCCGCUGCCUGCGCCCAGGCCGUGGAGAACAAGGAGGCCGCUCCUGAGAAGAAGCAGGAGAAGAGAGGCCUGCUGGGUCUGGGAUACGGCGCUGCCGUCGCCGCCCCCGCUGCCGUGAGCUACGCUGCUCCUGCCAUCGCUGCUGCCCCCGCCAUCAGCUACGCCGCCCCCGCUAUCGCCGCCGCCCCUGCUAUCAGCUACGCCGCUCCCGCGAUCGCCGCCGCCCCUGCCGUCAGCUACGCCGCCCCAGCGAUCGCUGCUGCCCCCGCCAUCAGCUACGCCGCACCCGCCGUGAGCUACGCCGCCCCUGCUCUGAGCUACGCUAGGUACGCACCCGCUCUGAGCUACGCCGCUGCCCCCGCCAUCUCGUACGCCGCCCCCGCCAUCGCCAAAUACGCUCUCCACUAAGCCGCGACUGAAGAUGACCACCACUUCACUGGCAGAAAGCUACUACGUCCACGUGCACCACACGACCAGAGGAAACGCAUUACGUCAGUUUUCGCAGCAACUUCAUCAGCACACUGUAGCGGCAGUGCAGCCAACAGUCUAAUCAUUCAGAAUGAAUAAAUAAAUAACUUAAACAAA